AUGGCCUCGACCUCCGCUUCUCGAACUCAUGGCGCCACGGGCCGGAUCCGAACCGCCACAGCCACUCUCUACGAGGACAACCAGUCUCUUAUCUCUGAUAUUCGUAGAGCUGUGGGUGCAAUGAAGGAAAUUGCAGUUGAUUUGGAGAGAGAUAAUCAGUUUGAGAGGGUGAAGGAGCUUGAAAAUGCUGUUAUUGAAUUGUUGGGCACUCAUGAAGACUGUUCGCAUUUUUCAUCCACAAUUCAAUCUGUUGGAGAGAAAUACCAACCUGGGCCAGAGCUUACUGAUUUUGAUCAGUUGUUCAAGAAUGAGGUUGCAAUGCUCAAGGCUAAUUCAUCUUCAGAUCCACAAAACCAUCCUUUGAUGCGCCAAUUCCGGGAAGCUGUCUGGAAUGUUCAUCAUGCAGGAGAGCCUAUGCCAGGUGAGGAGCAGGAGGACAUUGUAAUGACCAGCAACCAAUGCAAUAUUCUGAAUGUCACCUGCCCAUUAAGUGGAAAGCCUAUCACUGAACUGCAGCAUCCAGUUCGCAGUGUCGUAUGCAAGCAUGUUUAUGACAAAGGGUCAAUCAUGCAUUACUUACGGUCAAAGAACACACGAUGCCCUGUUGCAGCUUGCCCUAAGGUAUUGCAGGCAGAUAAAGUGGUGUGUGAUCCGUUGUUACUCGUCGAAAUUGAUGAAUUGCGUGCAAUGAAGGAACACACUGUCAUGACUGAUGUCAUAGAGGAUUUCACUGAGCUUGAUGAAGAGUGA
Molecule: messenger RNA, 750 nt
Organism: Prunus armeniaca (apricot)
Lineage: Eukaryota; Viridiplantae; Streptophyta; Magnoliopsida; Rosales; Rosaceae
Source: the annotation of a GenBank genome assembly